CCAGUUUUGUUGAUAGUGAUAGCUAACGGUGUGUAUAACACUGUCACUUUUUCAGGUGAAGAGUUUGGUUAACGUCACGAGAACGGAGUUUGUCCUGUUUUCGAAAGUUUCAGAUGCGCCAGGCGUUAGCUCCAGGGAUGGCCACCGCGCCGCAGUCUUCGAUUCACAUGAGCUCGACCGAUCUUAUCAAGAAAGAGCCCCUGGACUACGGAGGAUUCGGAGAUGUUUACCUGUGCUACCAUGUAACCCUCGGCCAGGUGGUGUUGAAGACCAUGUAUACGGGCUCUCUUCGCAACGAGGAGAGUAAAAGGUCACUGCUGGAGGAGGGGCAUAUCAUGGCAAGUCUGAACCAUGAGCGAGUGGUCAAGUUGCUGGGUGUGAUCAUGGAGGAAAGAGACUGCUCGCUAGUUAUGGAACUCAUCCCCAAAGGCAACCUAUUGGUCAUGCUAGAAACGGUCUCUGUGCCAAUAUCCAUCAAGGGCAGAAUCAUUUUAGAGAUUUUGGAAGGGAUGGUAUACCUCACAGAGAGAUGUGUCAUACACAAGGACAUAAAGCCAGAAAACAUUUUAGUGGACAAGGAUUUUCACAUCAAGAUUGCAGACCUGGGCCUGGCCACCUGCCAGACAUGGAGUAAACUUACUAAGGAGGAGUCUCGCAGGAAGAGUUGUAUAGGCCAAUCAACUGGGGUGAGAGGUGCCGGCACACUGAGCUACAUGGCUCCUGAGCACCUGGAAAGUUUGCAUACAGCCUCCACUGAGAAGUCUGAUGUCUACAGCUUUGCAAUCGUGGUUUGGGUCAUUCUCACAGGGGAAGAGCCAUAUGCAAAUGCCAGGAGUGAAGACCAGAUCAGCCAGUGUGUUCGUAAUGGUGACCGACCGGCAGAGGACCUUAUUCCAGAGGACACGCCCACAGAAAUAAUUCAGUUUAUGAAGAAAUGCUGGAAUCACAAUCCGCAGCAACGCCCAACAUUUAAAGAGGGCUACAACUUCUUCCUUCCUUUCUACAAGGAAAAACUUGAACCCACUGCAGAGGAAGAUUUACUUCAUCUGAGGAAAUUAUAUGAAGGCCCAGAUGAACUUGUCGAGAAGAUGAAAUCUUUAUCAUUGACGAAUGAAUGUUUUUCGGGUGAUUGCCCAGCUCCCUUGGUGAGUUCAGAAAGAAGUGUAUCUGUGCCAGUUGAAGCCAGUAUCGAGGACCUGCAUGACAUCCAAUGUGAGUCAUCGAUGGAGUCUGUUCAGACAGAUGCAAAGGCAGUUAACAGCCCUUCAGCUUUGGAUGAGAAACUGCAUAGGGAGCUUCAGUACCACAAAUAUGGUAGCUAUAACUGUGAGAACCAGCUUGACCCUUCUAACUGCUACCAUCACAACAACCCAAAUCCUUUCCUGCAAAACCAAUUAAGCCCUCCAGAUCAAAGUAUAAGGCAACCAGAACAAGACAAACCCUCUGUAUCCUCUGUCCAUUCCUGGACUAAAGCUGAGCCAGUGCAGCCCUUCAGCCAGGAAGAGGCAUGGCAUCGCCCUACUUCUGGUCUCUACGAGUCCAUGAACUCUACCAUACCUACUCUAUCCCACUUGCCAACGUCUGCCAGCGCUACUUCACUACCACACUUUAACCAGCAACAUCCACAUUCCCACUAUGACCGCCAGCAGUCUUGGCCAGCGUACCCAGUCUCGGAUACAUCUGCUCCUGACAUUACUCCUGGGCGUCUCUUGGGCCCUUCCAAGAGCAGCUUGCCACAAGAUCCAGGAUCUGUUUUCAUUCAGAAUGCCAGGGGGGUCCAGAUUGGAAGCAACAACCUGAUGACUAUCAGAGGUUACGAGCCCUCCCAUAUUUUAUCAUCGUCACCUACUAACAGCUCGGCUAAAUUUCUCAUCAAAGAAGGCAUUCAGAAAUAUGAGGACCAUGCUGUGACUGAGGAGCACCUCGAGCUGGUGAGGGACAACAUUGGGACCAAAUGGAAGCGUUGUGCUCGGUCCCUGGGUCUGACCAGUGUGGAAAUAGAGACCAUAGAGCAUGACUGCUACCGUGACGGCCUGCCCGAGAUGGUGCACCAAAUGCUGGAGCGCUGGAAAAUGAAGGAGGGGAGUAUUGGCUGUACAGUUGGGAAGCUUUGUCGAGCACUGACAGGACACACAAAGGUAGAUGUCAUCCAGAAAAUACUGGACACCUGCGGUUCUUCUUCCUCGAUCCCAUAAACUUUUUUUCACCCGACAUAUUUGCUUCAUAUCUUCUAAAUGACUUGUUCUGGUCGCCAUAUUUUCUGAAUACGCUCAAUUCAACCAAAAAAAAAAAAAUCGCAUUUGUUUGUUUGUUUGUUUGUUUGUUUUUUUGCCAAGGUUUUGAGAUAUCGUCCCGGUCACCCUCUAAUAUAGAAGAGGUUAACGGAAUGUUUUUGUGCUACUCAAACCAUUGAAAGUGGUAUGUAGAAACCUCAACAGUUAACUCAAAUCUGUGUUUUGUUUUGUUUUGUUUUUGUUUUUUUUCAGAAAAAAAAAUCUUAAUGAUAACAACAGAGCUCACUGUUAACUGCUUUCAUAAGGAAAUUGUCUUUAGUAGAUAACUGAAAACUGUCUGGUAGUCCUUCCCUGAUAAAAUGAUAAAAUUAUCACUUGGAUUGGAAUAUUGUCAUAGUUAAAAAGUUCAAAUUUUCUUCUCAAAUUUCUGCAGGACUUGUUCUACCAAGUUUAUCUUUAUGAGCAAAAGAUUAACAGGGGUCACGUUUCAGUUUUUUCAAAUCAUGGAAUUUUAUUUUGUAGUUUGCUAUCAAGUAAAAAUUCCCUAAAUAAUUGUUUUUUCUUGUUCAUAUGCCAGUUACAUGACGUGUAGCAAGUCAAAGCAAGAAUUAUAACAAAAGUAAUAUUUUUAUAAAAUAAUAUUUUCUAUAAAAAUUGUACUUUUUACUUUUACUGCACGGUUACUGUAGCUUCAACAGAAUAAUGAACCCAUAUUCACGGACAACCAAAUGGUGUGUGGUAAACAUUAUUCCAGCCAAACACAAACAUAAUGACUCAGAACAGGUAAAGUCAAUGGGUCUGAAAGAAGCUGACACAUUAGUAGAGUUAUGGGGGAAAAAAAGGAAGAAAAAAGGAUAAAAACUUCGCAAUGCAGUGUUCCAGUAAUACAUGUGUAUUAUUGUUGUAAUCAAUGUGUCCAGUAGGGUCAGUAGAGGAUAGAGUCAUGAGAAAUUCAAAGUGUCAGCGUCCUUUAAUCUGAGUCCUGCUGUGGAUUAUGUGCUGCGAUGACUUUGAUUUCCCCAAAUGACAGCAAAACGAGUAAGUAUGCAAGUAUUACUAGUUAGCUAUUUGUUUGUGUUCAGUGUGUAGGCUUUGUGUAAUGAGUAUCACAGUUUCCUACAGCUAAUGAGUUGCUGCACUGUACGGUAAACAAGUCUUUUGGAUUGCAAUAUACUUUUCUCACCGUCUGAGAAUUAUUUUAUUUUGGAGAUGUGUCCAUGGUUUGUUCAAAAUUCAAUGACUUUGUGGCACUGGUCCUCGCAGUCUUGGUGUAGCUCACUACACAAUACUAGACUGAUAUGCAGUAUCACAAAAAAAAGUAAACAUCCUGUUCUCCAUCCAUAUAUCCACAGAUUUGACCAGACAUGGAUAUACUGGAAAGCCAUUUUAACAUUUUGAAUAAACUGUGUACAAUAUAGUAUGUUUCUCAAAAUCCAAAUGUCUGUUUCGUGUAUUUAAUAUUUUGAGCUAAACAACCAAACUUCAGCUGAACUUCAUUGCUUGAUCCCAAAUAUUAUUUCAAGUGUAGCAUUUUCUUCCCAAUUUUAUUGGUAAUCUCCUGCAACCAGUUGCUGGAUAUUACUAUACUGUAUUUUUAAAGACAGACAGUUACAGGGCUGUCACCUCUAAGUCAUCAGCUAGACUAGCAGAAUAUAGCUGUAAUUCAUCAGCUAGAUUCAUACUAUCAAGUCACUUCAAAGCAAAUUGCCCUUCCAAGCCACUGGCAGGAGCCACAGGAUUGGGCUAGUUACAAGUCAGUGUCCACAAGUUGACACGUAUUAAAAACAUCAAGUCUGAGCCUGAAAUAAGUCUUGUUUUAUAAAUUACUGCAACAGGGUUGAAUGCGAUGUGUAUUGUUUGACCUAUCUAUUGUCUUAAGUCAGAAAACGCUAUAAAA
This is a messenger RNA of Xiphias gladius (swordfish), 4131 nucleotides long. It is a transcript of the gene ripk1l, whose product is annotated as receptor (TNFRSF)-interacting serine-threonine kinase 1, like. Lineage: Eukaryota; Metazoa; Chordata; Actinopteri; Istiophoriformes; Xiphiidae. The transcript has 11 exons. Bases 114 to 2195 code for a protein of 693 amino acids. The record is from RefSeq and is a predicted model, not a curated record. Gene Ontology annotation, molecular function: JUN kinase kinase kinase activity; protein binding; ATP binding. Gene Ontology annotation, biological process: protein phosphorylation; signal transduction.